AUGUCAGACACCAAGCAGUAUAUCCUCUCUUGCCACUGUCAAUCCCACAUCUACCUCCUCAACCUCCCGCAUGGCGUCCUCGAGGAAAAAGGCGUAGUAUGCGACUGCUCCUUCUGCCUGAAACGGCGGGUGGUCUGGGCGUUCGUGCCUGGGGUAUCGAUGGUAUUGCAUAAGGGCGGAGAAGGCUUGAAGGACUACAAGUUCGGCAGCAAGACUGCGAACCAUAAGUCGGAAGAGCUUAUAUGGCAGCUCCGAGCCAUCCGGAACCCCGACUUUGACCUCUGGAAGCUUCCCCUUGAGAUAUGGAAUGAUGCCAUUGCUCGCGAGCCCGUAUACAAGGAGGUCACCUUGUCCGAUAUCCCCGGCGCCGAAGAUGCACUCGCGACCAAAGCGGCCGAGAUGGAUUGCGAGACGGAGACUUAUAACGGCGCCUUAUGGGUCUACCCUAUGCCCCCUCAAAUCAUCUUCCACCCGCCCUCCCCUGCAUCCCCCCAUAAACCCCUCGAAUCCAGCAUCAUCCGCUACACAUUCAGUGACGCCACCUACCCCAACGUCCACUUCAUGUGUAAAGUAUGCGGGUGCCACGUCUACGAGCAUCGGGAGGGGAAGGAGGGGGCCGAUGUCGGGCUGAAUGUCGCGCUGUUCAGCAGGGCGGGAGAGUGGUUCCGAGACGUCAUGGGGUUGAAGGGGGAGGGAAUGGAGCAGCUGGAGAAUGGAGCGAGGAAGGGCGGGAAUUUGCUGGGCCUGGGGAGGAACGUGAAGGACCGGGAGAGCGAGCCGAGGUAUGAGGUCAAGCUAUAG
Molecule: messenger RNA, 801 nt
Organism: Dioszegia hungarica
Lineage: Eukaryota; Fungi; Basidiomycota; Tremellomycetes; Tremellales; Bulleribasidiaceae
Exons: 4
Coding region: 1-801 (266 amino acids)
Source: RefSeq, a predicted model, not a curated record